CAGCUUUACAACUUUAUAUUGCUUUAUAUCUGCUUGACAUCUCGGUUCGUGGGGCAGAGUAACAUUUUUUUUCUGCCAGAUCCGUUUAUUUUGUACGAAAACGCGUCGAAUGAUCUUAAUUUUGUUAAAAUUGGAGGUAGUGGAGGUAAUCUGGAUAAUUACCAAUAAUAUUACAAAGAAAGUUCUGUAAAAGAGGAAUUUUAAGAAGAAAGCUCCGCAAUAGCAACUGAUUGUCCAUAUAUAAUCAAGUAGUGCAGAGUUAAGUGUCUGUUAAAUUCACUACGUCUUUGGCAAGAAUAUUCAACAGAAAAGAAUUUCACAAUAAUUUUCUCUUAGAAUGGAAUGUGGUCAUACCUACAAGCUGUAAGAGUCUUGCAAGGAAUAAUGCUCCUAAAUAAAGAGAAAUUUUUAAAUUAAUUUAUCAUUUAUUUAUUAUCAUUCAUAAAUUAAUUUGGAAGAGAUUAAGCAAAGCACAUUAUUUCUCCAAAAAUUAAUACUGAAGAGAAAAGAAGAUGGACCUGCUUUAUACUGUUAACAGAAGGAGUUCCUCCAAAUUUUUCUCCAAUCAAGAAUGUUUAUACAAUGGACAAUCGUUAUGUUCCUUAUCCAGUCGAAAUAUAGUGGCAUUUACUACAAUGACAGAAUUAGAUGAUAGCAGUGGCAAGACAUGGGGUUGCCACGUCUAUGUGGCAGAUUUGAAUAUGCCGUGGCAUGCUCACAAAGUGCUCUCAAAUAAGCACAACAUAACUGCAUUAGAAUGGGAUCUACCUGGUGACAAGUUGGUGAUGGCAGAUACAGCUGGAAAUGUACAAUUAUGGAUGUUCAAGGACCAUAUUUUAAAUGAUUGGGUAUUAAUAGGUUCCACGUACUUUCCUGGCGAGCACAUAUUAGGCGCAGCUUGGUUUCAUAAUGGCAAAAAGACAGGACUAGUGACGGAAAAGAAAGAUAGCAUCCACUAUAGUGAAAAAUUUAAUCACUUACUGUUCGCGCCUUCUGUGAGGCAAUUCGGCGGAAGAGCCGCCGAAGGCGUGCUAGUAGUGUCGACGACGGGCAUGGUUGGCGCAAUCAUGAUCACGAAAGAUCAUCAAAAUCCAAUUUGUUUCUCGACAGAAAGUCUUGGCAAUACGAGACACAGGAUAACCGCGGUCGAUUUGUGCUAUGGAAAAAAUGGCCAUUUUCUCGUCGCGGUUAGCAGUGGUAGCAUCUGUCUGCCCAUAAGAUGUUUUAGAGUAUUGGUGCGUAAGAAUGACGACAAGUGCACUAUCACCUCGCAAGCUUUACCCAGCUUUUUUCUACAGGAUGGGGCGCCUAAAGACAAUUCAUGUACAGUGACACAUUUAAAGUUUGUGGUCAGAGAAGAUGCCGAUUCUCUGGUCAUCGCGGCAAACAGCGAGAGCGGCGGAUUUGUCGAGGUUUGGGAAUUGAGAGAGAAGUCGCAACCAGUUCAUAAAUUAUUCCAACCAAAGACUCUAGAACCUUUCAAGACGGUUGUUUGGCAGUAUCAAUCGCAGUAUCGCUGUCAGUCGCCGGUUACGGCGAUAGCGACAACAAAACUGUCCAUAGUAACAACUUUACCACCUCCGAGUUACGUGAUAAUAGCAUUGGCGGACUCGUCUGUGCACUGCUUGAAUCGUUUAGACUGUCUGAAGGAGGUGGCGUUCUCAUCCUUAAAUACAAGCUGGCGUCCGGAUGAACCAAGUAAUAAGUACUUCAAGAGCUCUGUAUCUAUCGCUCAUAUGGAUCUCUCGUGGCUGGGAUGUGUGCUUCUUGCGUGCGACACUCACGGCAAUCUGUAUCUCUAUAAAUUGUUGCCGGACGGCACCACAGGAACAUCGAUGUCACUGAGCUAUGCCUGUACAUUACUGGAGUAUUGUUUGGUGACGGGAUUGGAUUGGUUGGAUAUACUUUUAUGUCUGAGAUCGUCCAUGAUCGAAGCACUGUGCGAGCGAUUGGAUGCCUCCUUCAACAGGCAAUUACAAUCUACUCAGCAAUAUCAUUAUAUUCAAUUUUUAUGCAUCAAGACGUCCUUAUAUAGGAUGCUUGUGACCGGACAAAACAAGGCAGCGGAUUUAUCAUCGUUAUUGAUGAUACAUUCGGUAGCUACCGCCUUUAAAUCUUUACUGAGACCAUCAGAUCUAAUAUCCUACGACAAAGGUCCAGCGGAGAGUUUAGCCACGGUGAUAACUGACGUCGUUACUGAUGUUGACAAGGUAUUGCUGCAUCUCGAUCCUAAAGAGUUUACGGUAGAACCAAGCACAUUACAAUCACUGCAGCAACUUAUUCAAUGGGUUGCUGACUUAGCUUUAAACCUACUAGCCAGAUUACCCGAGCAGAGGAUGCAAGUAAAGGCUGGUGGGUAUGAGCUUCUUAAGGAUCACAAGGCCUUGAAUACUGUUCGCGAGCUGUUGGUUAUCAUACGCAUCUGGGGAUUACUUCGACCAUCUUGUCUUCCAGUAUUUCUUCGUAGCGCGGAGAGUCUGGAUGUUUUGGCCUUACUAUUUUGCUUGUUGUCAAAACUAGUGCAGCCUAACGGAGAUACGCAGCAACAAGUGGACGACGGCUUGAUUGAUGAAUGCUGCUUGCUGCCGAAUCAAAUCAUGAUUCCACAAUUGCAUCAAGGCAACAGCAUUACUGCCGUAGUCUCUCCAAUUUUGUUUUAUCAGAAUCUUCCGUUGCAGUUGGAAUAUGGAGUCGAACCCGAACAGUUGGUGUUUAUGCCUGAAAUGAAUUCCGUCGAAGGUUGUAUGCACAGCGGACAGAUUGUAGACACGAUACGACACUUGUAUUUGGGAAAACAACCGCUUCUGGUGAAGCAAUGCACAAGAUGCGGCGGUAAAGCGCAAGUACAGAACAUGACGAGGACAGCUGCGAUUAGAGCUUGGGAUCAACGAUGGAUGAGAGCUUGCCGAUGCGGCGGUAUUUGGCGAAUUCACAAAGCAUCUCAAUAAAGAGCACUUUAAAAUUUUUGUGUAAUGAUAAAGAGUUCAUAUUUUAAGGACCUUGUAAGCGACGUUAUUGUAACUCUGAAAAAUGGAAAUCCGCAUAAAAGAAGAUGUGAAUUGUGCUUUGAAAAAGAUUAAUAAUUGGAUUAAAGAAGACAUACAUGUAUAAAAAGGUAACAAAAAAUUAAAGAAAGGCUGUAUGUGUUCAAACAAUUUACCAGCAAAGUUAAAUCACAAGCUUUCUUUUAAUUAUUUUAUUCUAUAUUAUCAGCGAGAAUGUGUAAUUUUGUUUUUAUCAAUACGAAUCAAACUGGAGGAAAAUGCAAGAAUGAUGUAAAAUUAAUUGACGCAUUGUCACAUGAAUUAUUUUGUCAAAGAGAGUAAAAUAUAUUUGCAGAAAAGCGUUUAGAAAUGAAAUUGAUUGUAGCCAGAAUCACGAAAGAUUCGUCUUUUGUACGUUAAGCAUAUACACGAACUGUGAGAAUAUUCUCGUAAAUUAAUAGAUUUUACUUAAGAUAAAUUAAUAAUUUCGUGAAUUGAUAAUAAAUUAUUACGAGCAAAA
Solenopsis invicta (red fire ant) is the source of this 3504-nucleotide messenger RNA. RefSeq names its product mediator of RNA polymerase II transcription subunit 16 (gene MED16). Gene Ontology annotation, cellular component: mediator complex. Lineage: Eukaryota; Metazoa; Arthropoda; Insecta; Hymenoptera; Formicidae. The transcript is spliced from 14 exons. Gene Ontology annotation, molecular function: protein binding. Gene Ontology annotation, biological process: positive regulation of DNA-templated transcription. The record is from RefSeq and is a predicted model, not a curated record. Bases 513 to 2948 code for a protein of 811 amino acids.